CGCGCGCACUAGGCCGAUAACGCUGGGUGCCGCUUCCCCCGCCCCCACCCCACCCUCGGUGGCCUCAGGUUUGUGGGGCGAACGUAACUAGGGCGGGGGGGUGGCGAAGGUGGCAGGACGCCACUGCCGCACCCCCAGCGGGGUGCGGUGGUUCGAGCCCCGGAAGCCGGGUCCCGGCCGUGUCCCCUUUCCUGGGGGAAGUUGGUGGAGUUUUCCCGGCUCAGCCCUCGACGCAGAAACUUCCUCCGUCCCCCUCCCCCCUCUCCAUGCAGGCGACGCCGAGCGAUGCCGAGGCCGGGGGCGAAUCGCCGCAGAGCUGCGUGUCGGCCGCGCGCUCUGAUUGGACAGCAGGGAAGCCUGUCAGUUUAUUGGCCCCGCUGAUCCCGCCCCGUAGCUCAGGGCAGCCUUUACCCUUUGGCCCCGGCGGGCGCCAGCCACUCAGAUCGCUGCUUGUUGGUAUGUGCAGCGGCAGUGGCCGCCGACGGAGCAGUCUGAGCCCGACGAUGAGGCCGGGGACUGGAGCCGAGCGUGGAGGCCUCAUGGUGAGUGAAAUGGAGAGCCAACCUCCCUCGCGGGGUCCCGGGGACGGGGAGCGGAGAUUGUCCGGCUCAAACCUGUGCUCCAGUUCUUGGGUCUCUGCUGACGGCUUCCUGAGGAGACGGCCCUCGAUGGGGCAUCCUGGCAUGCAUUAUGCACCAAUGGGAAUGCACCCUAUGGGUCAGAGAGCAAACAUGCCUCCCGUACCUCAUGGAAUGAUGCCACAGAUGAUGCCCCCUAUGGGAGGACCUCCAAUGGGACAAAUGCCUGGAAUGAUGUCUUCAGUAAUGUCAGGAAUGAUGAUGUCUCAUAUGUCUCAGGCUUCCAUGCAACCUGCCUUACCGCCUGGAGUAAACAGUAUGGAUGUAGCUGCAGGUGCCGCAUCUGGUGCAAAAUCAAUGUGGACAGAACAUAAAUCACCCGAUGGAAGGACUUAUUAUUAUAAUACUGAAACAAAGCAGUCUACCUGGGAAAAACCAGAUGAUCUUAAAACACCUGCUGAGCAACUCUUGUCUAAAUGCCCAUGGAAAGAGUACAAAUCUGAUUCUGGGAAGCCUUAUUACUAUAAUUCUCAGACAAAAGAGUCCCGCUGGGCCAAACCCAAGGAACUUGAGGAUCUUGAAGGAUACCAGAAUACCAUUGUUGCUGGAGGUCUUAUUACAAAAUCAAACCUGCAUGCAAUGAUCAAAGCUGAAGAAAGCAGCAAGCAAGAAGAAUGUACUACAACAUCCAUAGCCCCAGUUCCUACAACAGAAAUUCCUACCACUAUGAGCACCAUGGCUGCUGCAGAAGCAGCAGCUGCUGUUGUUGCAGCUGCUGCAGCAGCUGCUAAUGCCAAUACUUCCACCACACCUAGUAAUACUGUCGGAAGUGUUCCAGUUGCUCCAGAGCCUGAAGUUACUUCCAUUGUUGCUACUGUUGUCGAUAAUGAAAAUUCAGUAACUAUAACCAAUGAAGAACAAGCACAGAUUGCUAAUACCACGGCUAUUCAAGAUCUAAGUGGUGACAUGUCCAGUAAUGCUGGAGAAGAACCUUCUAAACAAGAAACUGUAACCGAUUUUACUCCUAAAAAAGAAGAGGAAGAGAGCCAACCUGCAAAAAAAACAUAUACUUGGAAUACAAAGGAGGAGGCAAAGCAAGCAUUUAAAGAAUUAUUGAAAGAAAAGCGGGUACCCUCCAAUGCUUCAUGGGAACAAGCUAUGAAAAUGAUCAUUAAUGAUCCUCGGUACAGUGCGUUAGCAAAGCUGAGUGAAAAAAAGCAGGCUUUUAAUGCCUAUAAAGUUCAGACUGAAAAAGAGGAAAAAGAAGAAGCAAGAUCAAAAUACAAAGAAGCUAAGGAAUCUUUUCAGCGUUUUCUAGAAAAUCAUGAGAAAAUGACUUCCACAACCAGAUACAAAAAAGCCGAGCAAAUGUUUGGGGAGAUGGAAGUUUGGAAUGCUAUUUCAGAGCGUGAUCGGCUUGAAAUCUAUGAAGACGUUUUGUUCUUCCUUUCAAAAAAAGAAAAGGAACAAGCAAAGCAGUUACGAAAGAGAAAUUGGGAAGCCUUAAAAAACAUACUUGACAAUAUGGCUAAUGUUACGUACUCUACUACUUGGUCUGAAGCCCAGCAGUAUCUAAUGGAUAACCCAACGUUUGCAGAGGAUGAAGAGUUACAGAACAUGGAUAAAGAAGAUGCAUUAAUAUGCUUUGAGGAACAUAUCCGGGCUUUAGAAAAGGAAGAAGAAGAAGAAAAACAGAAGACUUUAUUGAGAGAAAGGAGGCGGCAGCGUAAAAAUAGGGAAUCUUUCCAGAUAUUUUUAGAUGAAUUACAUGAGCAUGGACAACUACAUUCUAUGUCCUCUUGGAUGGAACUGUAUCCAACUAUUAGUUCUGACAUUAGAUUUACUAAUAUGCUUGGUCAGCCGGUUUUUUCAUUAGGAUCAACUGCACUUGAUCUUUUCAAGUUUUAUGUUGAAGAUCUUAAAGCACGUUAUCAUGAUGAAAAAAAGAUAAUAAAAGACAUUCUUAAGGAUAAAGGAUUUGUAGUUGAAGUAAAUACUACUUUUGAAGAUUUUGUGGCAAUAAUCAGUUCAACAAAAAGAUCAACUACUUUGGAUGCAGGAAAUAUCAAGUUGGCUUUCAAUAGUUUACUAGAAAAGGCAGAAGCCCGUGAGCGUGAAAGAGAAAAAGAGGAAGCACGGAAAAUGAAAAGAAAAGAGUCUGCAUUUAAGAGUAUGUUGAAACAGGCUACUCCUCCGAUAGAGCUGGAUGCUGUUUGGGAAGAUAUCCGAGAGAGAUUUGUAAAAGAACCAGCAUUUGAGGACAUAACUCUAGAAUCUGAAAGAAAAAGAAUAUUUAAAGAUUUCAUGCAUGUGCUUGAGCAUGAAUGCCAACAUCAUCAUUCAAAGAACAAGAAACAUUCUAAGAAAUCCAAAAAACACCAUAGGAAACGCUCCCGUUCUCGAUCGGGAUCAGAAUCAGAUGAUGAUGACAGCCAUUCAAAGAAAAAAAGACAGCGAUCAGAGUCCCAUUCUGCUUCAGAACAUUCUUCUAGUGCUGAGUCCGAGAGAAGUUAUAAGAAAUCAAAAAAGCAUAAGAAGAAAAGCAAAAAGAGGAGACAUAAAUCUGAUUCUCCAGAAUCAGAUACUGAACGAGAGAAGGAUAAAAAAGAUAAAGAUCGGGAAAGCGAAAAAGAGAGAAGUAGACAGAGAUCAGAGUCAAAACACAAAUCACCUAAGAAAAAGACUGGAAAGGAUUCUGGUAACUGGGAUACUUCUGGCAGCGAACUGAGUGAAGGGGAAUUAGAAAAGCGCAGAAGAACACUUUUGGAGCAACUGGAUGAUGAUCAAUAAAUUAUACCAAAUAUAUGUUUAUAGUAUGAUUUAAAGUCUAAUUCAGACCAGGGAUUAUUUUAAGUUCAAUUUACAAAAUAACACUGGGUUUUAAUUGUGUCACAGGAAAAAAAGUGCAUUUAUGUAUUGUUAUUGUGGACUUUAUAAAAGCAAAGGAAAUUGAAAAUAACUUGAUUCUGUAUCAAGAAUCAUAUUUUCCUACAGUCAUAACUGUCUUUCUGUGACCCUUUCCUAGGGCACUGCAGGAUGGAUUAAAAGUGGCAAUUUACUGAUAGCUGCAGACGUCUCUACUUUGUUCUAAGUCAUGAGGUGAUUUGAUUUACUUUAUAGAAGUUGGAUUUUGACGAUAUAAUGAACAUUUUUUUUUUUAUAAUGUAGUACAAAAAAAGCACCAGCAACCCAUGAUUAGACUGCUUUUUUGUGCACUACUAAACUGGUUAAAGCCAACGUUAUCUUUUAUGGUGAGCUCUUAAGAAAUGGGUGUUUUUGCUGGAAACUUGGUAGACCUUUACCUGGUGGUGCUAAUGAGCACUGCUGUAAUAAAGCCACCAUUAUUUUUUAUGAAACAUCUGAAUACAUUUUAAAAAAGGCUAUGAGGGCAUUAUUUUGAGCAUCUAUUUUGAGGUGAUGUUUUAAAAUAGCUAACAUCAAAUCAAAUUGUAAAUUACUUUAAAUAUAUUGCCUUAAGGACCUACUAAAGAAUGUGCCACCGAACUUUUGAGUGAUAGUUGAAAUAUCCUUGGGGGGGGGGGGAAUCAAUGUUGACUGAAACAUUUUCUUUGAAUUUUUAAUCCAAUCUUUCUCUUUCACUUUUUUUUAAUUCCAUUGAGGAGGUUGUAAAAUGCCUUCCUUAUUCACUGAGAAGUAUUGAAUCCAUGGUACACAGUCUAAAACAUUUCUGAUUUCAAUAUUUUUGUACAUUUUUAUCUAUUAUUAAACCUUCUCUUAUAGUGUGCACUAGUGUUUAUUUCUACACGAACUACUCAGCGCUAAGGAAAUUGUAUGAUCAUUUACAAGAUAAUAAAUCCCUGAAAUUUUGUUUCAUCCUU
Microtus ochrogaster (prairie vole) is the source of this 4417-nucleotide messenger RNA. RefSeq names its product pre-mRNA processing factor 40A (gene Prpf40a). Gene Ontology annotation, biological process: mRNA cis splicing, via spliceosome. Gene Ontology annotation, molecular function: RNA binding; protein binding. Gene Ontology annotation, cellular component: U1 snRNP; U2-type prespliceosome. Lineage: Eukaryota; Metazoa; Chordata; Mammalia; Rodentia; Cricetidae. The record is from RefSeq and is a predicted model, not a curated record.